Messenger RNA from Pogona vitticeps (central bearded dragon), 13926 nucleotides. RefSeq names its product vacuolar protein sorting 13 homolog B (gene VPS13B). The record is from RefSeq and is a predicted model, not a curated record. NCBI's taxonomy places the organism in Eukaryota, Metazoa, Chordata, Lepidosauria, Squamata, Agamidae.
UAGGUGGAAACACCAGCCCGUGGUGGAACCCGGAACCGCCUUAGCAGCUGUUGGAAGUUUCCACCCCUCCUGGCCCUCGGUGAGGAAGGGCUUUUUGGCCGUUGGGGAGGAGGCGCCGAGGGACGGCGGAGAGCGGGCGCCGGGGGUAGCGGGGGCCAGAGCCGGAACAGCCGCUGCCAUGGAGGGUGGAGAAGCCCAGUGAGGAAGGGGACGCCGGAGUAGGUUCUGUCAGCAAAGGCACAAUGCUCGAGUCAUAUGUGACUCCUAUUCUAAUGAGCUAUGUGAAUCGCUAUAUUAAGAACUUGAAGCCUUCUGAUCUACAGCUAUCACUCUGGGGCGGAGAUGUGGUUCUCAGCAAACUUGAACUAAAGCUUGAUGUACUUGAACAGGAGCUGAAAUUACCAUUUACAUUUUUAAGUGGACACAUUCAUGAAUUGCGUAUCCAUGUGCCAUGGACAAAGCUUGGUUCCGAGCCAGUUGUAAUCACAAUCAAUACAAUGGAGUGCAUCUUGAAUCUAAAAGAUGGAGCCCAGGAUGACCAUGACAGCUGUGGUUCCAGUUCAACGAAUCGUAGUACUUCAGAAAGUGCAAAAACAGCAACGAAAGCAAGAAGAAUUCAACAAGCUGCUCCUGAUCCUGACUUGCCACCAGGUUACGUACAGAGUUUAAUUUGGCGAGUUAUAAACAAUGUCAAUAUUGUCAUCAAUAACCUCAUACUCAAAUAUGUGGAGGAUGAUAUUGUUCUUUCAGUCAACAUCACUUCAGCAGAAUGUUACACAGUGGAUGAAUUUUGGGAUCGAGCAUUCAUGGACAUAUCAGCAACUGAUUUGGUACUAAGGAAAGUGAUAAAUUUUUCUGACUGCACAGUUUGCUUAGACAAGAGGAACGCUAGUGGUAAAAUAGAAUUUUAUCAAGAUCCACUGCUAUACAAGUGUUCAUUUACAACUCGUCUACACUUCACUUAUGAUAAUCUUAAUUCCAAGAUGCCAUCCAUUAUUAAAAUUCAUACUUUGGUUGAAAGUCUGAAGCUUUCCGUUACUGAUCAGCAACUUCCAAUGUUUGUUCGGAUAAUGCAGCUUGGAAUUUCACUGUAUUAUGGAGAAAUAGGCACCUUUAAAGAUGGGGAAAAUGAGGACCUCAUUUGUCACACGAAGGAUGUUUUGUCGAACAUACCAGGUUCAGAAGAAGAAAUAGCCAAAGAUCUGCAAUAUGUUUCUCUAGAAUCUUACGUUCAACAAGAUGAGGAUCAGCAGCAGGGAUGGGUGUCAUGGGCCUGGUCUUUUGUACCUGCUAUUGUGGGCAAUGAUGAUGAAGAGGGAGAUUUUAUUGGAGCAGAUGAAGGAACAACAGUGAAUCAGCAGAAAUUAUCAGCAGUCAAAGAUCCCAUUGUUUCCAUAGGAUUUUAUUGUACAAAGGCUACCAUCACUUUCAAGCUCACUGAAAUGCAAGCUGAAAGUAGUUACUACAGUCCACAGAAAGUAAAAUCAAGAGAAGUAAUAUGCUGGGAACAAGAAGGAACUACAGUUGAGGUCCUCAUGAAUGGGGAACCUUUCUUUGAUUGCCAGAUAGGCUUUGUUGGUUGCCAAGCUCUUUGUCUUAAAGGCAUUAUGGGGAUUAAAGACUUUGAGGAGAAUAUGAAUAGAAAUGAUGCCGAGACCCAUUUUUUCCAUUGUGGUGAAAAUUUGAGCACAAAAGGAAUGACAUACCUCACGAAUUCACUAUUUGAUUACAGAAGUCCUGAAAACAAUGGAGUUCGUGCAGAAUUCAUUUUGGAUGGAGCUGCUCAUAAGGAGAUGUACACAGAGAUAGCUGGAAUGCAGAGGUUUGGGGCUUUCUAUAUGGAUUAUCUGUACACAGUGGAGAGCACCAGUGGCAAAGUGUCUGGAAGUCAGCCAGAUUUGACUUCAGUGAAAACUGAAGAGCUCAGCAGUGUUCAGGAGAUGUCUACAAAAAGCCUUAUUGUUGGCCCCCUGAAUCUUCGGCUUGACAGCAAUGCAGUGCACAGGAUUAUGAAGAUGAUUGUUUGUGCUCUGGAACAUGAAUAUGAGCCAUACAACAAAUCUAAACUAGACUUUGUAGACGGAACUAAGACUGUGCCAAGUUCAGAAGAAAUAGCAGCUUUGGAGGAAUAUAUUCCAACACGAAUCACAAACUUUACCAUUUUGAAAUGCACUGUUACUAUCCCUAUGGCUGAAUUCAACGUACUGGGCCAUUUGUUGCCUGUAAUUAUGGGUCAAAAGAGUUCUUGCAGCCUCUUGAGUACUUCAAAUCUUCAACCUUUACGUCCGUUGCCUUGUAUCCAAAUACUUGUGGACAAAAUUGUUCUGGAACACUCUGUGCCAAUGUAUGCCGAACAGCUUGUGCAAACCAUCAGCAGCCUCAACCAGCUGUCCGAGAACUUAGUACACUAUUGUUAUGCACACUGCUAUCUUAAGGCAUUUGGUUUUCAGGCAGGACUGUCCUCAUUGGAUGUUAAUGGGUGUUACAGUUCACCAGCUUCUGUUGUCCCCCCCUUCGGUAUCGCUUUCUAUGGCAAAAUGCUUAAGCUUCCUCAACAUUGGUCCAAGUGGUCUAAUGUGGCAGUGAAUGAAUGUAUAUUUGAGCUUCCAAAUCUGACAAUUCAAGCAACAAGAGCCCAAACAUUUUUAGUACAAAGUGUAUGGCAGAGUUGGGCUUAUACUGGAAAUGUUAAUUCACCAGUUGUGAAUGAAGCUUUAGUGAAUGAAGUCUUCCACCCUUCAGGUGUGAAAUCUAAGAAUCCCCUGCCAACUCUUGAGGGCUCAAUCCAGAAUGUUGAAUUGAAGUACUGCAGCACACCAUUGGUCAAAUGUGCCUCUGGGACCAUGGGAUCAAUAAAAAUUUGUGCCAAAGCCCCAGGUGAUAGUGGAAAGGAAAAGCUUGUUCCAUUAAUUCAAGGACCAUCUGAUACCAGAGACUUACACAGCAGCAAAUGGCUCAAUGAAAGCAGAAAGCCAGAGUCUCUCCUUGCUCCAGAUUUGUUAGCCUUUACAAUUCAGAUCCCUCAGCAUCAGGAUUACAGCUAUAGUUCUGGAGCAGUGCUUUUGGCCAGUAUGCAAGGACUGACAGUCAAUAUUGAUCCGAUAUUGUAUACUUGGCUCAUAUACCAACCUCAGAAACGAAGCAGCAGACCUACACAGCAGCAGUCUGGAUCUGUUUCUCUUGGGACACCAGCAACCAGGAAAAAAGAGGAUGAGGUAUCAAUUGGAAGCACGCCUUUGGCUAAGCAGCAGUCAAAUCAAGCCUCUGAAUAUGCCAGCAGCCCUGUCAAAACAAAAACUGUAACAGAGUCACGGCCACUAUCAGUUCCCGUGAAAGCCAUGCUAAGCUCACUUGAAGGCUGCAGAAAAAGUCCCGAGGAAACAAUGAAAGAAUAUAUUGGAAUAGUGUGGAAUGCAGUUAAGCGCCUUACAGUUCAGCUUGAAGUGCAGUCCUGCUGUGUCUUCAUUCCAAAUGACAGCCUUCCAUCCCCCAGUACAAUUGUGUCGGGUGAUAUUCCUGGGACUGUCCGCAGUUGGUAUCAUGGGCAGGCUAGUAUGCCUGGAACUCUUGUCAUUUGCUUGCCCCAGAUAAAGGUUAUGAGUGCUGGACACAAGUAUAUGGAGCCUUUACAAGAGAUUCCUUUUGUUGUACAAAGACCAAUUCUUGAAGAAGGAGAUGCUUUCCCUUGGACAUUCAAUCUGAAACAUUUCAGUGUAUAUACUCUUCUUGGGCAGCAAAUGACUCUCACUGUAAUAGAACCCAUGGGCUGCACUUCAACUCUGGCAGUCACAUCACAGACACUGCUUACAGCAGGGCCUGAAUCCAGGCACUCAUUUGUUGUAUGUCUUCAUGUUGACCUCGAAUCGCUUGAAGUAAAAUGUUCAAAUCCUCAGGUGCAGUUGCUGUAUGAACUAACAGAUACAGUGAGCAAAGUCUGGAAUAAGGUUCAAAGGAAAGGAGUCUUGCAUCAGGCCCAGGCCUAUACAGAAUCUGUUUCAGGGCCUGCCCUUCCUAGUUCCCCUAUUAAAAGCAGUGUUGGGACAGCUCCUCCAGAUACCAGCACAUGUAGUCCAUCUGCCGACAUUGGGACAACUACAGAGGGUGAAUCUGUGCAAGGAGGUGAUGAUUCUCCAUUCUCAGACUCUGUUACAUUGGAACAAACAACCAGCAAUAUUGGCAUAGCAAGUGGACGUGUUAGUUUAUGGAUGCAGUGGAUGUUGCCAAAGCUCACUGUGAAGCUGUUUGCACCAGAUCCAGAAAACAAAGGGACAGAGAUUUGUGUUGUUGGUGAAUUAGAAGACCUGAGUGCCUCAGUAGAUGUACAAGAUGUCUACACUAAAGUAAAGUGUAAGAUAGAAAGCUUCAACAUUGACCACUACAGAAACAGCUUUGGGGAAGACUCUUGGUCUCUGGGGAAAUGUGGAGGUGUCUUCCUUUCCUGUACUGACAAGCUGAACAGACGUACAUUGUUGGUUCGACCCGUCAGCAAGCAGGACCCUUUCAGUAACUUCUCUGGCUUCUUUCCCUCUGCAACUGCAAAACUUUUGGAUGGUUCUCAUCAGCAGCAUGGCUUUCUCUCCCUGACUUACACAAAGGCAGUCACAAAAAAUGUCCGCCACAAACUGAUCUCAAGAAAUGAACGAAGAACUUUUCAGAAAUUAUCUGAAAGUUUCAUUGAUGGUUCCCCUCAUUUCCUUCAUGAGAUUCUUCUUUCAGCUCAGGCAUUUGAUGUUGUCCUCUGUUUUCCUUUUCUUAAUGCAAUUGCAAGCAUUUUUCAAGCCAAACACUCAAGCACCCAAAAAGAAAAAAGAAAAUCAUCAGGCCAACCUAUGAGGACUCAUAUUCUCACAUCCCGCAACUUGCCACUUAUUUAUAUCAAUACAGGAGUAAUCAGAAUCUUCUUCCCCAAAAUGGAAGAUGUACAGCAUAACAAAGAAGGUAAUAAGUCAAAUAAAGAAGAUACUUUGGUACUUAAAAUUGGUUCUGUGUCGAUGGCUCCCCAGGCUGAUAAUCCUCUUAGUAGAGUUGUCUUAAGGAAAGACAUUUAUCAGAGAGCACUGAAUCUGGGAAUUCUUCGAGAUCCUGGAUCAGAGGUUGAAGACAGGCAGUAUCAAAUAGAUCUUCAGUCCAUCAACAUUGGUACUGCUCAGUGGGAUCAGCUGAAGCCCGAGAAGGAGAAUGGUAAAGGGAGGGCAGUACCUGAGAAUGAACGAAAUUCACAGAAUCCAGCACUUGAGUGGAACAUGGCCAGUAGCAUAAAGCGACAUCAAGAACGCAGAGCUAUUUUAACUCCAAUUUUAACAGACUUUACUGUACGAGUAACUGCAGCUCCUGCUGUCACUUUCACAAAAGUGAUUUCACCAGAGAAUUUGCAUACAGAGGAAAUCUUAGUCUGUGGCCAUUCUUUGGAAGUGAAUAUGACAACAAGCCUGGACUUCUUCCUCAGUGUAGCUCAAGUACAGCUCCUACAGCAGUUACUACAAACUAAUAUGGCUGGAUUAGAAUCGUCCAAUAAGGCAGCAGAGGUUUCCAAACAGGAGCAGAAAAAAAUGGACACAUCUGAUGGAGGUACCGUUGAAACAUCUUCACGUUACAGUGGAGCCCAAGAUAGUGGCAUUGGAAGUGACAGUGUUAAAAUCAGGAUAGUCCAAAUAGAACAACACAGUGGCACCAGUCACCAUCGCAUUGCCCGUCCCUCCCGACAGUCUUCUAUUGUGAAGAAUCUGAAUUUUAUUCCAUUUGACAUUUUUAUUACAGCAAGCCAAAUCUCCUUUAUGACAUAUUCAUCCAGCAGUUUACCUAAGUCAAAAUCAGUGGAAAAUGAGAGAGAUGGCGAGAAAACUAGCAAAAGUACAUUAAAUUUUCCAGAAAGGGUUGAUCAUGAUUCCAAGAGAACUGUCACAGCAGGCAUUUCAUCAGUAACUGCAGAGGAUCUCCUGAAUGGCAACAGUACUUCACCUUCUGGUAAAAAGACAGGUCUUUUAUCCUUGGAAAGUCUACAUGCUUCCACAAGAUCAUCUGCUAGGCAAGCUUUGGGUAUAACAGUUGUUCGACAACCUGGGCGCAGAGGAACUGGCAACUUGCAGUUAGAGCCAUUUUUGCACCUUGUCAUAUCCCAGCCUUCUCUGAUCUUAAGCUGUCAUCACAGAAAACAAAGAAUGGAAAUAUCUGUGUUCGAUGCAGUGCUCAAGGGUGUAGCUUCAGACUACAAGUGUACAGAUCCUGGAAAAACUCUCCCAGAAACUCUUGACUACUGCAAGUCAUGGUUACAGACGGCCUCAGGAGAAAUAGAUACCAAAAGUGGCAUCCCACCUCCUCUUAUCACGUUUCAGAUUAAAGACUUUCUCAAUGGGCCAGCUGAGGUGAAUAUUGAUAUAUCGAAGCCUCUAAAAGCUAAUAUCAGCUUUGUCAAACUAGAUCAAGUAAAACAAUUUUUGAAAAGGAUCAGAAGUGAUUAUGAGACCCAGGAGGACAACGCUUCAACAAGUGAUAGUUUUCUGAAGAAAGAGGACACAUUACCAUUUAAGCAUUACCAAAACAGAAUUUCUGAUUCCGAGGACAGCAGUGAUGGACGGCAAACAGGUUCAACUCAAGAAAACCUUUGGAUGGACAUGUCCUGCUGUCAGAAAAUUUCUGUCCACACUGCUCAGAUAGUAGUUUCAAUGGAAACUCGUCCACAUCCUAGUAAACCCUGCAUCUUGGCGUCUUUAUCAAGUCUCAGUGGAAAUCUGAGUGUCAAAACUAAUUCUAAAACAAAAGGUAUAAUUAAUGGAUCAUCAUUAAUACUUGACAUCAGUGAUUUCCUUAUUAAGACAAGUCUUCAGGAAAAAAGCAGAACACUGGUUGGACCUGUUUGCUGUUGUAUUACUGUAGAAGCCAAAUGGUGUAAACACAGUGGGAAUCCUGGCCUGGAGUUGUCAGUUCCAAAAGUACACCUUGAUGUAAGAGGUGGACUGAUGCAGGUUUUUUGGGGACAAGAGCACUUGAACUGCUUAGUUCUUCUGCAUGGACUUCUGCAGAGUUACCUUGUACAGGAAGACAGGAUGGAGGGGCAGAACACUGCUCAGAGAUACCCAGUACAGAUUCCUACAGAUGGGAACCAGGAUACUAAAACAGAGCACACUUCAGACGAUUUGCGAACAGGCUUCUUCCAGUACAUACAGGACACAGAAGCACAGAAACUACCAGGUGCCUAUGAAGUUGUGUUUUACAAUGAAACAGAGGAUAACCCAGGAAUGAUGUUGUGGAGAUAUCCAGAACCCAGAGUACUUACCCUUGUGCGAAUCACUCCAGUUCCUUUUAAUACCACUGAAGAUCCAGAUAUUAGCACUGCAGACCUUGGAGAUGUCCUUCAGAUUCCUUGCAGCUUGGAAUAUUGGGAUGAACUACAGAACUCAUUUGUUGCUUUCAGAGAAUUCAGCCUCUCGGAAAGUAAAGUUUGUGAGUUGUCACUGCCUAGUAUUAACCUAAUGACUGACCAGAAAGAACUUGUAGCCUCGGAUCUCUGGAGGAUUGUCCUGAACAGCAACCAGAAUUCCGGAGAUGACCAAAGCUCGGAAAGUGAAUCAGGAUCACAAGGUGCUUGUGACCCACUUGUAACUCCUACUGCACUAGCUGCCUGUACUAGGGUGGAUUCAUGCUUUGCCCCUUGGUUUGUUCCUGCCCUUGGAGUUUCAAUUCAUUUUGCUCAUUUGGAACUUCGCCUUUGCCACCAUCUGAAUCAACUGGGCACAGUGCCAGCAAAAUUCCUUCAUCCAUUUAUAUCUGAUAAAAAUGUGCCAUCUGAAUUAGAAUAUUCCAUAAUUUCUUUCAAAGAGCCACACAUCUAUUUGAGGCAGUGGGGCGAUGGAUCAGUCUUCAAGGAGUUCCAGUUCUCUACUAGGAUUGACUGCAAACUUUUAGAAUACAGAAACGUAACUAUGCAGACUGUUAUGAAGCCAUUCAGAGUGUUUGGUCAGAUUGCUGUUUCUGGAAAUACAGUGGAAAAAUUGCUCGAUGGAAAUGUGAAGGUGGAUCCCAUAUUCAUCAGCUUCGGACAACACACAGUCUAUUCAUUUCAUAAAACUUUUGAAGCUUGGCAACAGAACCAGUGCCCGGAGGCAGAAGAGUUGGUCUUCAGCCAUUUUGUAAUCUGUAAUGACACACAGGAGACACUGCGGUUUGGCCAGGUGGAUACUGACGAAAAUGUUUUGCUGGCUAGCCUCCACAGUCACCAGUAUAGCUGGCGCUCUCACAAGUCCCCACAGCUGCUACAUAUCUGUAUUGAAGGUUGGGGAAACUGGCGGUGGUCUGAGCCAUUUAGUAUAGAUAACACAGGAACAUUUAUCAGAACUAUUCAGUAUAAGGGAAGAACAGCAUCACUUAUUAUCAAGGUCCUGCAGUUCAAUGGAGUACAAAAACAAAUCAUUAUUUGUGGAAGACAGAUUGUAUGUAGCUACCUCUCUGAAAGCAUUGAGGUGAAAGUUGUUCAGCAUUACAUUGAGCAGGAUGGACAGGCUGUUGUGAAGGAACAUUUUGACUGCCUUGGACCCAAACAGAAGCUACCCUCAUAUGUCCUAGAAAACAGUGAACUAACAGAAUUGAGUGUGAAAGCUAAAGGGGAUGAAGACUGGUCAAGGGAUGUGUCACUUGAGUCUAGCCAUACUGAAUAUAGCACAGUCAUCCAGGUACCAUCAUCAAACAACUCCAUUAUUUAUGUAUGGUGCAUGGUUUUGAUGCUAGAGGCCAAUUCACAAGUCCAGCAAAGAAUUAUUGUUUUCAGCCCUCUUUUUAUCAUGAGGAGCCAUCUUCCAGAUCCCAUCAUCAUACAUUUAGAGAAAAGGAGCCUAGGACAGAAUGAAAUACAAAUGAUUCCAGGAAAAGGUCAAGAAAAGUCAUUGCAAAAUAUUGAACCUGAUCUAACUCAUCACCUGACCUUCCAAGCCAGGGAAGAAGAUGGUCCAUCGGAAUGUGCAGUCCCCAUCUCAACAGCACUUAUUAAGCAGAUAGCCACUAAAUCAAACACAGGUGGCACUGUGAAUGAAAUACUUGCUGACUUCUAUGGGUGUGGCAGUUCCCCUCAGUCUGUGUGGCCUUAUACAAAAAAAGAUUUUGUCUGCAGUGAACAACUCACUCAGUGGGACAGCCCCAUGCGAGUGAAAUUGUCAGUGUGGAAGCCAUGUGUGAAAACCCUCCUGAUAGAACUCCUGCCAUGGGCUCUCCUAAUCAAUCAUUCCAAAUGGGAUCUUUGGCUGUUUGAAGGCGAGAAGAUCGUCCUGCAGAUACCUGCAGGAAAAACAAUGAUACCUCCCAACUUUCAGGAAGCUUUUCAACUUGGAAUAUACUGGGCGAACACUAAUACUGUACACAAGUCAGUAGCAAUCAAGUUGGUCCACAACAUGACAUCACCAAAAUGGAAGGAUGGAGACAAUGAGGAAGUGGUGACAUUGGAUGAAGAAGGGUUUGUUGAAGCUGAGAUAAGACUUGGAGCUUUUCCAGGACAUCAGAAGUUGUGUCAGUUCUGCAUUUCUUCCAUUGUCCAACGUGGUAUUCAAAUCCUGCAAAUUGAAGACAAGAGUAUCAUAGUCAAUAACACACCAUACCAAAUCUAUUAUAGGCCACAAAUAUCUGUUAUGGACUCCCAGCUGAGAGAAGAGUUCUUACACAUUCCAGAUAGUAGUACGUUCAGCAUCUGCUCAGUUAAGGAAUCAGACACUGCUGAAACAAGCUCCAUUCCUUUCUGGGAUAUCAUGCCUGACAUUAGCCAAUCCACUUCUGAUGUUCCUUCUCUUCAGAAGUAUAUGCUGCUGAGCUUCAGACAAGGGAUAAAUGAUCUCACCUUUCCAUGCUGGAGCCCACCGGUUGUCAUUAGGCAGGAAUUCCCAAGGCAGAGCAUAGCCAUCCCUCUUUGUGGUAGAGAUGAACGUGGAUUCUGUACUAGGGCUAUAGCACUGACUUACCAGGAACAUCUUGGAGUGACAUAUUUAACUAUGUCAGAAGACCCUAGUCCUCGUAUAAUUAUCCACAACAAGUGUUCGGUCUCAUUGCUUGUGAAAGAAAACUUCAGAGACACACCAAAGUUUGAUGUUUACUGCAAGUAUGUUCCAGCUGAAAGUUCAGUACAUCAUGAGCUUUAUCAUCAAGUCUUAAGCUAUCCAGAUUGCAGAACUAAAGAUCUUGUACCGAGCAUCCUUUUUAAAGUUAUAUCAUCAGAAAAAUUACAAAAUGAAUGGAGUGAUUUUGUGGACAUUAAUAACCAAGGCACUCAGAUUGUGUUUUUAACUGGCUUUGGCUACAUUUAUGUGGAUAUUGCUCAUCAGUGUGGAACAAUAAUGAUCACUUUAGCACCUGAAGAAAGACCAGCAGACCAGACCAACUUGAACAGCAUUCAAGAGCGGAGCCUUGUAUUUAAAACAUUCAUCAGCCAACUGAGUCUCACUGUAUAUGAUGACAUCACAAACCCUGAAACGUCAUCUGAAAUUCUCCGGUUCACAAUAGACCAUGUUUACCUUCAUAUGGUCCCAAUUGCCGCUUACCUUAAACCCCUUUCUCAUGAAUUUCACGGAGAGGCCACCAGUAGUAUUCAGCAGUUUUACACUCUGCAGAUCUUUUGUGGAGACAUGCAGUUGGACAAUCAGCUUUACAACAAAUCCAAUUUCCAUUUUCCCGUCUUACUAUGCCAAGGAGAAAAAAAUGAAACUGUACAUUGGAACAAAAUGCACAGUCUGAUGAUGUCCAACAAAGACCUUGAAGAAUAUAAUGAAAACUCUUUCAUCAAACUCUCCCUCACUUUGUCAGAAGAGCAGUGUUUGCUCUUUCAUGUGAAUGACCUCAUCUUUGAAAUGAAACCAGCCAGGUUAUAUGUGGAAGACACAUUUGUUUAUUACAUUAAGACUCUAUUUGAGACUUACCUGCCAGAUAGCAAAAGAAUUUACCAUUCCACAGAAGCCUUAGCUCUUCAUAAUACACUGCCCGAACCAGUGAGGCAACAUGCAAAUGCUUUAGUCAAUCCAGUUAAAUUAAGGAAAUUAGCAAUCCAGCCAGUGAGCCUCUUAGUUAGCAUCCAUGCUUCGCUAAAGCUAUAUAUUGCUUCAGAUCAUACUCCUCUCUCCUUCUCUUUGUUUGAACGAGGACCCAUUUUUACAACUGCCAGGCAGCUCACUCAUGCAUUAGCCAUGCAUUAUGCUGCAGGAGCACUGUUCAGAGCAGGAUGGGUCGUCGGAUCUCUGGAAAUCCUUGGCAGCCCAGCCAGCUUGGUAAGAAGCAUAGGCAAUGGCAUAGCCGACUUCUUCAGGCUUCCAUAUGAAGGGCUAACACGUGGUCCUGGAGCAUUUGUUAGUGGAGUCUCCAGAGGAACAACAUCAUUUGUAAAGCACAUUUCCAAAGGUACUCUGACAUCAAUUACUAACUUGGCAACAAGUCUUGCUCGCAACAUGGAUAGGCUAUCUCUGGAUGAGGAACAUUAUAACAGGCAAGAAGAAUGGAGAAGGCAGCUUCCUGAGAAUUUGGGAGAAGGGCUGCGACAAGGACUCUCUCGAUUAGGCAUCAGCCUGCUGGGUGCAAUUGCUGGUAUUGUAGAUCAGCCAAUGCAAAACUUUCAGAAAACAUCAGAGGCCCAGGCUUCAGCUGGACACAAGGCCAAAGGUGUAAUCUCUGGUGUAGGAAAAGGAAUCAUGGGGGUUUUUGCUAAGCCCAUUGGAGGAGCAGCUGAGUUGGUGUCACAAACUGGCUAUGGUAUUUUGCAUGGAGCUGGACUUUCUCAGCAUCCCAAACAGCGUUAUCCUCCAAAUGAUCAACUUGCUGAGCAGGCACCCAACAGCCACGUCAAAUACGUCUGGAAAAUGCUUCAGUCUCUAGGGAGACCAGAGGUCCAUAUGGCCUUGGAUGUGACCAUUGUGAGUGCUUCAGGCCAAGAACACGAAGGAUGCUUGCUGCUUACCUCAGAAGUGCUAUUUGUGGUUAGCAUCAGUGAGGACACACAGCAACAAGCUUUCCCAGUGACAGAAAUCGAAUGUCUGCAAAACAGGGAGGAAAACAACCUUUUGAAAGUACAACUCAAGCAGCAAAGAGUCCCUUGUGAUUCAGAGGUGGAUGGAGGGAGAGAGAGAUUAUCUGAACAGCAAUAUGACAGACUCGUGGACUACAUCACAAAAGCAUCUUACCACUUUGUUCCAAGUACUGUAGCUGUUCAAACUUCAGCACGUGUUGCCACUACAGAACCAAUUCAUUCAACAGUGAAAACUUACCAAUAUCUUGUUGAUCCUGUUUUUGCCCAAGUAUUCAUCAGUAAAUUUACUAUGGUAAAAAAUAAAGCUUUGCGGAGGGGGUUUAACUAAUAAUGUUCCAUAGAAGGAGUCGUGUUUUUAUUUUCAAAGUAACAUCUAUGCAAUUGUUUAAUUUAAAUUCUAAGUUUCAAUCCCUGUGAAAAUAGGCAAGUUUAGAUUUGUGGACCUGUGCAGUAAAAUAACACAAUGUUUUAAACAAGAGUAUAUGUUCUGCUUAGCCAGUACAGAAUAUGGUGGUUCUCACCCUCUGUUUGAGGCAAACAUUGCAGAUGCUCAAUAAAUUACAUUGGAUUUUCUUAUAAACUAGAGAAUGUAACAACCGUACAACAAUGAAAAUCUCAUGCUAUUUAACUGAAAAUCAGACAUAGGGUAGAAUGAAUUUGGAUGUUUCUUAUGGGACAGGAACACAAAUGUGCCAUUUUCCUAUCCUCUCAUUUAAGGUCUGCCAGUUUCUAUUAUUAGCAAAGUUUAUAGCUCAGCUGUAGAAAUUUGCUCAAGGCUGCAAUGUUUAUUCCAGUUGCUCCAUCCUAUGGCAGAACAUUUCCUCCCACUAAGUCUGAAAGCAUUGAAGUGGCUGUUUUAAGUUACUAGUGACAGCUGGGUUUUAGCACUGCUCUAACCUUAUAAUGGCUUUCAUUUUGUGACUGAAAUUUUGCAAGACUUUAGUCCUUAAUAUAAACCAGUGCCUUUGUGUAGUUUGGAGAGCAAAAUUGUUGACUACAGCAUUAAUUUAUUUUUGAAGCUUCCUGCCUGUUGUAAUCUUAUUUGCUCACCAGAUUUUUCCUAAGAUUUUUGAAUGUAUAUACUGUUGUGAAUUGUUUGGCAAUAUAUAAUUAUGCAAGAAAUGUAAUUAUUUUAACAGUGAGUAACAUGCAUUGUGUAAAGCUUUAGGACUGAUAUGCCUCAGUCCAGUGUUCCAAAAAAACACACCAUAGUUAAAACUCAGUCUCAGAACCUAGGUAUAUUUUCUUGUGAUCAUUCCCACUGAAAAUAAGGUUUAUAUCCAUGUACUGUGCUCAGAAUUCUUCUGUUGGUCGUAUACCAAUCAACAUUACUAUUCUUUCCAGUGUUACCUAUAGGGUUGCCUAUAGCUAUAUUGCUGAAUCUGUUAUCAUCUUAAUCUGUUAGCUCCUCACACCCACUGGACCUCUUUUGGCACACCUGAUUGUCCAUAAGGCUCUACCUUUAGGACUUUCAUAAUGGCUAUUUUCAAACAAAUGUGAUUUGGUUACAUUUGUUUCAUAGCCUUGGCUUUAGAAGAAUCACUGAUGCCAUAACAAAUAACUUUUGUCAAAAUUGGAUCAGCAGGUUCAAUUUGAUGAUUAAGGCUAUUGUUUGUUUCUAUUUGAAAACUCUGUCUGAAAUUGUUCUCUGACUCAGCUUUCAGAGCAGAAACUCCAUGUUAAUGUAUAGCUUUGCUGUGCCUCAAAAAUAUCCUUAAAUGAGGAAGUGAAAUUAAAUCAAGUCAUCAUCUCUAGCUAUUAUCUACUUUCCUCUGACAUUUCUAGUACUUAAUUUGCCACAAAUACAGAAAGCUUAAUAAUAUACAGAUUUCAUUAUGCUUCUCAUGUGCCGUUUUGUUACAAAGCUACUUCUGCAUAAUCAGAAAUGUGACUUCCAGUGUGAAGUGAGCACAUGGGCUGCUAAAAUUUCAUAAGGCCUU